UGUUAUUGCUUCUUCUCUGUUGUGCCACGAAUUUCGUAACAAUCCAGCAUGGGUACACGCAAAAAGGGACUGGAAUUUGCCAAGCACAUAACAGAGAUUAUAGCCAAGGCAACAGGUUUUGAGCGCCACUUGGAGAAGGUAAAAAUUCUUGGCGGUGGCGAUGGAAUUUGUACAGCGGAGUUCACGGUGGCACCGGAGCAUAUCAACAAAGGCGGCGGUUUGCAUGGUGGUUACACGGCAACACUGGUGGACAUGGUAACCACCUAUGCACUGAUGUCCAAACCCUGUCAUCCAGGUGUGUCUGUGGAAAUCAACGUGAGUUACCUGAAGGGAGCCCGUGUCGGCGAUGAGGUGCUCAUUGAGGCAAAUACGGUUAGGGCCGGAAAGAAUCUAGCCUUUAUCGACUGUGUGCUUAAACAUAAGAAAAACAAUGCUGUGAUUGCCGAAGGCACACACACCAAAUACGUUAAUUUCGAGUAGAUGCUGUGCCACAGUUGCUAUUAAUGUGCUUUAUUAUUACAUGUGUAGCAGUAAAUUUUAGUUAAUUAA
Drosophila innubila is the source of this 549-nucleotide messenger RNA. Its product is annotated as acyl-coenzyme A thioesterase 13. Gene Ontology annotation, molecular function: fatty acyl-CoA hydrolase activity. The record is from RefSeq and is a predicted model, not a curated record. The transcript has 2 exons. Lineage: Eukaryota; Metazoa; Arthropoda; Insecta; Diptera; Drosophilidae. The coding region runs from base 49 to 480 and encodes 143 amino acids.